This is a messenger RNA of Heterocephalus glaber (naked mole-rat), 2703 nucleotides long. It is a transcript of the gene Pex12, whose product is annotated as peroxisomal biogenesis factor 12. The record is from RefSeq and is a predicted model, not a curated record. Gene Ontology annotation, molecular function: zinc ion binding; protein binding; ubiquitin-protein transferase activity. Gene Ontology annotation, biological process: protein import into peroxisome matrix; protein monoubiquitination. NCBI's taxonomy places the organism in Eukaryota, Metazoa, Chordata, Mammalia, Rodentia, Bathyergidae. Gene Ontology annotation, cellular component: peroxisomal importomer complex; peroxisomal membrane.
GUGAUUCUGUCAUAAAGACGAGACCGCCCAUCAAACGUGGCGUCGUGGGCCCUUCGCGCUUAGCCCAGGGUCAACGAGCAAGGAAAGGCGCGGGCGGGGGUACUUUGCAGCCAACAACUGGAGCCAGUUUUCGUGUCCCGGGCCCGCUCUGGUACCUACGAUCCCUCAGACCACGCUGGCUUUUCAGCCCUCACGAUAGAGGGUGACAGUUUUUCAUUUCCAUAAGACAGCGGCCCUUAGCCAUACCUGUUCCCCAGAAUCACGACCAGCCCUGUGGGGUGCAGCACUUGACAAGUCACCCCUCCUCACGUACUACACCCGGGUUGGAGUUAACUUUGAGACUUCUUUCCUCCGAAUCCAAAGGUCUUUCUGCCUCAGUUGAAUUUCACCUGUAAAAUUGAAAGUUGGAGAUUCGGGUGUCAGGCAGAAAGAUUACCUUCAAUACUUUGCGCUCAUUUGAUCCACCACCACCCCCAAAGCGCAUGCUCACUAGAGAGUUUGUGGGAAAAGUGAAAUCCAGUACACGCAAAAUACUAUGGCUGAGUACGGGGCUCAUAUCACAACUGCUUCUGUGGCAGAUGACCAGCCAUCCAUCUUUGAGGUGGUAGCACAAGACAGUUUAAUGACAGCAGUGAGACCUGCUCUUCAGCAUGUGGUCAAGGUUUUUGCAGAAUCAAAUCCUGCCCACUGGGACUUCCUUUGGAGGUGGUUUGAUGAAAUCUUUACUCUGCUAGAUCUUCUGCUUCAGCAGCAUUAUCUGUCCAAAACGAGUGCCUCGUUUUCCGAAAACUUCUAUGGCUUAAAGCGUAUUGUAAUGGAGGACUCUCGCAAGGUUCAGACAUUGGCCAGUGCUGGUCUCCCCAAGAAGCACCUCUGGAAAUCAAUUAUGUUCCUGGUUCUUCUUCCCUAUCUGAAAGUGAAGCUGGAGAAGCUGGUUUCUAGCUUGCGAGAAGAGGAUGAAUAUUCUAUUCAUCCCCCUUCCUCCCACUGGAAGCGAUUUUACAGAGCCUUUCUGGCAGCCUACCCAUUUGUUAACAUGGCCUGGGAAGGCUGGUUUCUAGUACAGCAACUCCAAUACAUUCUAGGAAAAGCUCAGCACCACUCACCGUUACUGAGACUGGCUGGAGUUCGACUAGGUCGGCUGACAGUUCAAGAUAUACAAGCUCUGGAGCAGAGACCCCAAGCCAGUAUGAUGCAGCAACCAGCCAGGAGUAUUAGUAAGAAGAUAAAGUCAGCUCUGAAGAAAGGUUUGGGAGGUGUUGCCAUGUCCCUCUCUACCGGCCUUUCUGUGAGUGUAUUCUUCCUACAGUUCCUUGACUGGUGGUAUUCAUCUGAAAAUCAAGAAACCAUCAAAUCACUGACCGCCCUGCCUACUCCACCACCACCUGUACACCUAGAUUACAACUCUGAUUCUCCUCUGUUACCCAAAAUGAAAACUGUGUGCCCACUGUGUCGGAAAACCCGGGUGAAUGAUACUGUUCUUGCCACCUCUGGUUAUGUGUUUUGUUAUCGUUGUGUGUUUAAUUACGUGAGGAGUCACCAAGCUUGUCCCAUUACAGGUUAUCCAACAGAAGUACAACAUCUAAUUAAACUGUACUCCCCUGAGAACUGAAAGAUUAGCAUAUUAUCUCACAACUUAAAUAUUGCACUGUAAGGCCACAGGGCUAUUUUUUAGCAUGGUACAUAGCAUUGACAUCUUUCUGGCCAAUUCAUAAAGAUAUUAUCUCUGAACUACAAUAUAGAUUUCUUUAAUAAAAGGAUAUGUGCAUUUGAUCCUAAUCUUUUGGUCUGUUCUCUAGACCCCUACUUACAGCUGAGCAAGCUGGUUAAAGUAAGAGCAUCAAGACUAGAGGAUGUGUUAGCCAACACAGGGGAGGUAAAUAAAAAAGAGUAACUAAUACAGAAAAAUAAGUAGUAUAGAAACUCCCAGGAAAACCCCACCUUAGAUCUCAUAAAGUGGUGGUGAGGGAAAGCAGGCCUCCUCUUUAGAAAAGGAAGUAUUUAUUAGUCUAUGAGGUAGAGAUUUUGUCAGUUCAUAAACAAUAUGAAACACAGACUUGCUCUUUAUAGAAAUACUUAAACAUGUUAGGAAAACAAAUUCUUUCAUAUACUGGGACCCAUUUAUUGAGUGACAUCUGCUACAGUUUUUCAGCUUGAGGAUUCCUGAUGAGCCAUACGUAUUUCCUUAGGAAGCUGGUUAAAGGAAAAUGGGAUGAGUAUAGAGUGUAGUCUGAAAAUUUUAGUGUGACAGCAAAGCUUGCAAGCAGUGAAGAGAUAAGUAAAAUACCUAAUUAUAAUGAAAAGACCUUUUAAUGAACUCUUUCUGCUUAUUCUUAUUGCUUACUCAACUGGGAUGAAUUAUCCUGGUUGUUACUAAAGUUUCUAUGAAACAUUUAAUUAAAUUUUAAAAAUAGAUGACAAAGAACUGUCAUUAUGUGGAAACAAAUCUUGAGGCAUUUAAAUUUCCAUUCAAACCACCUUUGAGUUUUUGAGGUAUUUUUGUAUUAGCAUUUGGGGGUUUUUGUUGUUGAUCCAAUAAUAAGAGCAAAAAUCUUCUGUUCCAACAAGUCUACAACCUCUUGUAAAAUACCUUGUAUCAGAUAUACUGCAGAAACACAUUGCCUUUGUAACAAAAUCUAUGCUGCUGGGUUAGCAGGUUGGUGGAAACAUGGAUUUUAAAGAAAAUAAACAGGACAAAUGAAA